GUCCGGGGUGGAUUGACGUCACGUUUGUUUGUAAACAACAAGUUCGAAACUGGAUCAACCCGAAUGGGUUCCCGCUCUGCCGGAAAAAACGACAUCAAUAUUUGCUUGGUUGAUUCUAUUGUGUUGUUUUAUCGUACAUGACUUCCCAGAACAGUUAGAAAUAUAUUUAAGACAGUUUCUCAAUGAAAUGUCUCGUCGACAGAUCGAACUGCCCCAUGUUCGACAGAGAUCGGAUUGGGACUGCGGCCUUGCGUGUUCUCUGAUGGUCUUACAGAAACUCCUUGGCAAUAAGUUCGACAACCUGGAAUACGAGGAGAUUUGUACGGCCAAAAACUUUGGAACUAGUGUUUGGACUAUAGACAUAGCCAGUAUAUUCACAGAGUAUAAUGCGGAGUACGUGUUCUAUACAUCGACACUAGGUGUGGAUCCGAGCUAUGGAGACAACUCAUUUUACAAAGGAACGUUCAACAUGGACGAAAUGAGGGUCAAUAGUUUGUUUAAAAUGGCGCCGAAUUUGGGGCUUAGAGUAGAAAAACGGUGAGUGUUGUAGGAAUAAUUACAACCGUAAGAGAUUUGUUUAAGAUGGUUUUAACGGGCUGAUAUAACAACCCUAUUUUUUGGCGCGUGAAUUUAAUGAUGCCUGUACGUGCGUGUCGUGUUGACUGUUCAGCUGAUGUGUCUUGGUGGGUUCAUUUUAAAUACAGCAUUUGUGUUCACCCGUGACAUUUGACCGCUGGACAUUUCAGUGUUUUUAAACAGCAAUAGACGUUAUUAGCUAAAUUAAAAAGUAAAACUUUUAACGAGUGAAUGCGGCAGGGCCAACGAAUCUACCCUUUGUUGAGAUGUACAUUUCAUUCUAUUGUAAUAAACAGUCUAAAGCUUUAUUACAAUAUCUGGAAUUUAAACACUUGUGUAGAAAAUUCUGUUUCAAUUCAGGAGGUAGACAUAGUUUUGCUUAAGAAAUUCACGCGGGACAAGGCUUUCCUUCCAGGGUAAAGCUUUGUUGAAUGUUUUUGCUGAAAGACGUAUCUAUGAAGUGAAGGGGAGCAUUCCAGGGUCAAAGAGGAGUACUUUAAUAGCUAAGGUCAUAUUAUAUGGCCCUGCUAUUAAGCACAUGAACAGCACUGGUAAUGAAGUAAUAAGAUGGGCUUUCUCGUGUUUAAGAUACAGGUAGCUUUUAUCAGUAUACAAUUGGAAAUGUAAUAAUUUGCUUAGUCAUUCAGUUUACGCACAUGUAUAAGAAUAACACUGGUAUCUGAUUGCAUGUUUUUAUAGGUUGGGGGUGUGGUUGGGGGUGUGACAUGGUAAGGGUUAUAACAAGCAGUGACAGGUUGAUGGAAUCUUUCAUGUCCAAACCCCUUAAGAGGUCAGAAGUAUCAUCCACCCUCCCAAAAUAUCAAAAAAUACUCAAUAUUAACAAUACAUUUGAUCAUAUUUUUAUGUUAAUUUGUGCAAUAUAAAUGAUAAGCUUUAUUACAUGGAUAUACUAGCAUCAGUAAAUACAGAUACAAACAGUUGAAAGUCAUGAAGAUGAUUUUUAGGACAGUUGGGCUAUACUGUAUUUCAGUAUUCAGAGCUGUAGUUAAGUUUCAAAGCAGCCCAUAGCAAAAUAUAUUUAAGAAUCACCCGUAAUGUCACCUUUUAAGUUUUCCACUUUCAUUACCCCUAACAUCCAGGGAGCUCAGCAGUGUGUAACAGGUUUUACAUUUUAUGGCCUUAAAUGACAGUUCCGAGCAUUUAUAGUUUUAUUUCAACAAAUGACUUUUUUUUCUUUCAGUUCUUAUGUUUUAACUUUUUUCUCAUAUAAAUGAUUAUCUGGUAUUUUUCAGGAGAAUUUCAUUGGAGGAAAUUAUAUCAAGGUUAAUGAAGGGUUAUGUUGCUAUAGUCCUAGUCAACUCAAAUGCGUUGAUCUGCAACUGGUGUGAGAUGUUUUCACCCAACAAACUGCGGAUGCUCAAUUGUGUGUGUCUAUCAACUCAAAAUGAGUACUGUGGACACUACAUUGUGCUGUGUGGAUUUGAUGCAGACAAAAGAUGUGUUUAUUACAAGAAUCCAUCCUUUAAUGAUGAUCUUUGUUGUGCAAAGUUUGAUAUGUUUGAGUUAGCAAGACACAGUUAUGGAACUGAUGAUGACAUCAUAUUUAUUAAAUUGAAUGAACCUGAAAUGAGCAUGAAAGAGACUUUUAUUGAAAUCAGCAACAGGACAUGACAGGGACAACAUUUUGAUACUGGAAGUAUUGCCUUGUUAUUUUAUGGGUAAUCUUAAAUCUGAAUUUUGGUUGUGACCUCCAACGUAACUGCAUCGAGUUGUUAAUGUACAUUAAUUCCUUGUCAAUAUUUGUAGCAUAUGUACAUAAUGGAAAUUUAUUGUUUAAAGCCAG
This is a messenger RNA of Porites lobata, 2380 nucleotides long. The record is from the annotation of a GenBank genome assembly. Lineage: Eukaryota; Metazoa; Cnidaria; Anthozoa; Scleractinia; Poritidae.